AUAAUACCCACUACCCAUAAAGCUUGCAUUGUGCUUUAUUUUCUCUGCAUUUCUCUCCUUCAAUUUCAUCUACUACAACCAUCUCAAACGACAUUCUAAAGCACAAUUCCCCUCUUCAAAAUCUCCUCUAUAACAAAGCAAAACAAGAACUAAUUUCAAGAAAAUGGAGGCAAUGAAGAUGAACCUCUUUGUCGUUUUGAUGGUUGUGUUGAUGGCUUCCUCCAACAUGCAAAUGGCCACAGCAGUUGGAGCACCAUCUCUAGCACCAGCACCAAGCCCUGCAUCUGAUGCUAAUGUCUUUGUUCCCACAUUCUUUGCCUCUUUGGUUGCUCUUGCUUGUGGGUUCUUCUUUUGAACCAUUUUACAUAUUAUUUAUGUUAUGUACAAUAUUUUCCUUAUUUCUCUCUCUACCCAUUUCUCUUUCUCUCUUUAGAAACACACUUCUAUAUCUAGUUUUCUUCUCUGUUUUUAUUCUUUUUAAUCCAUCUUUCAUGGAGUGGGAGAGAGAGAGAGAGAUAGAAAAGAAAUGGGUAGGGAUUUGUUUGAUGUGGUUAUUAUUUAGUUUUAAUUUCUAAUGAUGAUUAUGUUGUGUGAUUAAUGUAUUAAAUUUGGUGGCAUUUGUAUUAUAUCUAUAUAAUUUUUCUUGUUCUUGUUCAGGGGAAUUAGAGAAUUAGGGUUAUAAUAAUAAAUCUUUAGUUUGAUUUGAUUCGGUUUGGUUUAACCGGUGGUGGAGAAUUUUGAUCCAUUGUAUUUUUUUUAAUUUGGCUUGAGAUAUAUAUAUAAUCUCACUUGUAUUUGUGAUUUAUUUUAGCAAUAAAUCUUGUUCUUAUUGUAUUA
Jatropha curcas is the source of this 837-nucleotide messenger RNA. RefSeq names its product arabinogalactan protein 13. The record is from RefSeq and is a predicted model, not a curated record. NCBI's taxonomy places the organism in Eukaryota, Viridiplantae, Streptophyta, Magnoliopsida, Malpighiales, Euphorbiaceae.